AUGGUUCACAAGGGACUUAUAAUCAAGGUCCUCCUUCUGUUUCUGUUGCUUCCAGGAUAUCUCAAGCAGCGUUCUGCAAAUAUGGUGGACUAUCAUGCUGAUAGUAGACGGCUAGAUUGUAGGGCCCCAGGCCUUGAUUCCACAUCAACAUUCAGCUUGCGUUGUGAAAGGUUAAAGCCUGUGCAAGAUGAACAUUUGAAUCAGUUCUAUCUUAAACAAUUUCCUAGGCCUUCUCAUUUGGAUACUGAGCCUGUUCCGAAAUUUGGGAGCCACUUCUGCUCAUCCAGACCCCUUGAUAGAGGUCCUCAUGGUUUUGGUAUUGAUACGGGACCAUGGGCUCAUGAGAAGGAACCUCAUGGGUUGAAUUUUGAUCCAGUGAUUGGCUCUGGUCCUUCUCGAAUCUUGCCACCAUAUCAACCUGAUGAUGGAGGAGAAAGACCAGUUGGUGUUCCAAAAGAUACUCUAGGCAGAACAAAUUUUCUUGGAACAGUUCCUAGCAAUGGUCAGCAUCAUGUAGAUGGUUUUGUUCCUAGGAGUCAAGGCAGAGAAUAUCCUGGCAAAUCUGUGCACGGAUUUGGAGACCAUCCUGGUAAUGAGAUAGAUGGCAGGGAAUGCCGAUUCAAUGAUAGGUUUUCAGGUUUGCCUGAACAUCUACAUGGGGGUGGAUUUGAGAGUUCUGAUCACAUGGCAAAGCAUUGGAGGAGUUUUGAUAUGAUUGGUCCAGAUAUUCGGCCUCUGCACUUUAGAAGGGGUGAACAUUUGGUUCAUCCUAACAUGCCUGGUCAUUUGCAGAUGGGAAAACCUAUUGGCUUUGGUGAUUUAUCUAGUCAUGAACGAAUGGGAGAAUUUGGUGGGCCCGGAAACUUCCGUCAAUCACGACUUGGUGAGCCAGGUUUUAGAAGCAGCUUUUCACUUCGAAAAUUUCCUAAUGAUGGUGGAAUCUAUACAGGUGAUAUGGAAUCAUUUGAAAAUUUAGAAAGAGAAAACCAAUGAGCAUGGGUUGGUGCCGCAUUUGUAGAGUAGACUGUGAAACCGUUGAAGGCUUGGACCUGCACUCACAAACAAGGGAGCGCCAGAAGAUGGCUAUGGAUAUGGUUGUUACCAUCAAACAAAAUGCAAUGAAACAGAAACUAACCUCCGGUGAUCACUCCAUACACAAUGAUUCAAACAAAUCAAAUAAUACAAAAUUGAAGGCCGUUUGAAUAAGCAUUGAGUCUUGAUGUGUGCUGUCUUAUAGAUUGUGGUUAUUCCAUUUCUGGCUUGGGAUUCAAUUUGUUGGUUUGGUGUUUGGCACAUAGUGAUGUAGGUCACUCACCCUUCAAUGGAUCUCUUCUACUUCUGGGUGGUUUAUGCUGGUCCUGUCAUUUCAGGUUGCUGCCAUGUUAAUGGUGAUAGUUUUUGGAACUGAAGUUUGGUGGCAGUUAAGUUUGUUGGUUUUUUAUUUUUUGAUAUGAUAUCUUUGCUUUUAUAACUUUAGUAUUUUUUUGUCAACUCCAGCAUUGUCUAGUUAAAAAUGUUUUUCUAUAUCAGAUUGUUUUUAACUAGUGCUUACUUUGCUUGUGAGAUGGUAUACUUUCCUAUAUAUGUGUCUAUAUUUAGUUUUCUUAUCCCUAGUUUUCUUAGUUAAGCUUUUGAAUUUUGUUUCAAUCAAAUGCUUCCUCAAUCUUUCUUAUUUUAUUUUAGGAUUAGAGUCUUUUUGUUACACCGGGUGGGAUUUGACUGAACAAACUGUUUUCCUUCCUGAGUCAUUGUUGAACUCAGCAUGCAACCUUUGCCACUUUUAUCUUUCUUUUAUAACAAAGGUUGUUGAUUAUCCAUUGGCAUUUGUCCAACUAUCUUUUUAUUGCCUAGAUGCUUUUGCUCUAUUUACUUUUCUUGCCCCUUGAAUUUUCAAAGGAUAAAACAUAAGCUAUACUGGAAUUUAAAAUAUUAACAAAGUAUUAUGAGUCAGCUGUAGAUGACUGAACAAGUGUACAUAAUGUGGUGAAGUUUAUAUGGGAACUUGUUCUUAAAUUGCUGUAAACAAGUAGCCUAAUUGUGGCAUCAAAUUCUUUCUAUAAUUAAUUUCUAAGUUAUAUAGUUAUAAAAGUUGUAUUUGAAAUUUAGUGUUUUGAAAACAUCUUCUUAGAUUUUGUAAACUUCAACUACUGUGGUCUUAUCUAAAUAUUAGUUCUCAAGAUUAAUCUGUUAUCAAAUGGUUGAUGUCUUGUGCAUGAAUUCCAUUAAAAUAAGGGGGGCUCCAAUUAAUGCUAAAAUAUGUUGACAGUUACAUCUGGUUACAGCUAAUCAAUAGAAUUUUUUAUGCCAAAAAAUAUUAAUAAUGCAACAUAUUCUGGAUUCUGGAUAUUAUUAGUUCCUUGCCAUAUUUGUAACUAGGAUCCUUUAAUGCACUGUAUUAAUUUGCUAGGAAAAUGAUUGUGCUAUAGAUUGCUAUCCUAUGGGCCCAAAGCAUUUUAUCUUUAUCAUCUUGGCAAGUUUAUGAUAUAAAUUCAACUUGAGGAUCUAUGUAUGCUUUACUGGUGGAAAAGAUUAUUGUAAUGGCAUGGUCAUCAAAAUGGGACCUGCAUGGUCAUUGAAUUGAAGUCCUGAAACAUAAAAAUUAGAAGCAUAAACCAAAGAUUGUUGGCUUUUAUACUCUGUAGCUUUUUUAUGUUACCUCUUAAAGUGUAUGAACUUUUCAAGACUUAGGCUAUGAGAGGUAGAUCUUUCUUGAUGGAGGAUAAUCACUUUUGUUGUAAUGAAUAAGCCCCUGGUUAAGACUGUUCAACAGCAUAUAACUAGCUAGGGGGGGAAUUGUCUCCAUCCUUUGAUGGCUUAUUUUCAACCUCCGAAUUUAUGAUACUAUCGUAGGUUCAAUAUCCUUGACAUAAAAAAAUUUAUAUUUCUUCUAGCUGGAAUUCCAAGAAAAUUUUAUCCAAGUUAUUGCUAUUUAGGUGCUUGGUUCCAUUAGUUCUAAAUUCUAAUACUAAAAUAAUUUCCUUUAGUUAUCUUUUACUUUUUCUCAGGUCCAAUGUUCUUUUAAACUUGAUAGAAUUGAUUUCGAUACUGGUGGAAUUUCUUUUUUUUUUUUUUCUAUGAUAGAUUUUUUCA
Messenger RNA from Durio zibethinus, 3090 nucleotides. The record is from RefSeq and is a predicted model, not a curated record. NCBI's taxonomy places the organism in Eukaryota, Viridiplantae, Streptophyta, Magnoliopsida, Malvales, Malvaceae.